CGAAUCAGGCUACAGGCUCUGACACGUCCGCACAGAGCCCCACACUGAGUUGGAACUCAGACUGGGAGAUUGUGAGCUGAGCCGAAGUACCCCACCUUAGGGACUCAGCCAUCCAGGCCCCCCAGUUUUUCAAGUUCUAAACCAAAUGACUAUGUCUUAAGUGAUUUGGGGGGGGGGCAAUUUUUCUCUUUUAUACGUUUAUAUCUCAACGAUGUAUUCUAUCCAUACUAUAUCCAAAGUAUAUCAUACUUUGCUUGUAAGGUGCUUUAUUUUUCCCGUUCAGUAAACGGGGAGACUUUUAUGUUCAUUUAUGAAUUAUCAAUCAUGGAGAAGCUGAAUGAUUGAAAUGGUUAUUGAGUAAAGAGUUACUGAGAAUCACUGGGUGUAAGGAAAGAAGGGGAACUAGCAUUUGUGAAUGUCUUUGUAUGAUAUAGUACUCAUUGUUUUGCAAUGUUUAAUGCUCACUAGAGCCCUAUUAGAAACGGUUGGGCAGUCUUUGGCAGAUCACAUUCUCUUUAGUCCUAUUUGACAUAAAUAACAGAUGUCAUUCUUGUUUCCAUCUUCUUUCUGAGAGCGGAUACUGGGUUUAGUUGGAGUAGAUCUCAUGUUUCCAUAGCAACAAUAAGUCCUUUAAAAGUAGAGAGGGACCGGAAGUGCAACUUGCCGUUCCGGUUUGCGUCAGAGUUCAGCAGCCCGGAAGUGACGCUACGCGGUUGCAUAUGGCCGCGUCCUGUGAGGAUGCCGCUUGUAGUGUUUUGCGGGCUUCCGUACAGCGGCAAGAGCCGGCGGGCGGAGGAGCUCCGUGGAGCGCUAGCGGCGGCGGGCCGCGCGGUGUACGUGGUAGAUGACGCGUUGGUGCUGGGUACGGAGGACGCGACGGUGUAUGGCGAUUCGGCCCGUGAGAAGGCGUUGCGCGGCGCCUUGCGAGCCGCCGUGGAGCGGCGCCUGAGUCGCCACGAUGUGGUCAUUCUCGACUCGAUCAACUACAUCAAGGGCUUCCGCUACGAGCUCUAUUGCCUGGCGCGGGCGGCGCGCACUCCGCUCUGCCUGGUAUAUUGCGUACGGCCGGGCGGUCUGAGCGGGGGACCACCGGUGGCUGAUGGGGUGGACCACCAAGGCCAGAACAUCAGCAUGAGUUGGAGACCGCGCACUGAGGAAAGAGGGAGACCUCUGGCGGCCGGGACUCGUGUCCUCAGGGAACCACAAGCAGUGGACUCUGUAGUAAGUGGGAGAACCCACCUCCAAGAGCGGGAGCAGGAGGAAACCAGGGCGCCAGAUCUUCCAACUCCUGUGAUUCCAGAAUUUGAUACAGAUGCCAAGCGUAUGGCUAGUGCUUUUUACUCUCCUGAACUUAUGGAGGCCCUAACGCAGCGCUUUGAGGCUCCCGACUCCCGGAACCGCUGGGACCGGCCCCUGUUCACCUUGGUGGGCUUAGAGGAGCCAUUACCUCUGGCAGAGAUAUGGGCUGCCUUGUUUGAGAACCAGGCUCCCCCACCCCAUCAGUCUACACAGUCCCAGCCCCUCGCCUCCGGCAGCUUUCUGCACCAGUUGGAUCAAGUCACCAGCCAGGUCUUGGCGGGACUGAUGGAAGCUCAGAAGAGCGCAGUUCCUGGAGACUUGCUUAAGCUUCCUGGCACCACGGAGCACCUACAGUUUACCCGGCCUUUGACCAUGGCAGAACUGAGUCGCCUUCGUCGCCAGUUUAUUUCCUACACCAAAAUGCAUCCCAACAAUGAGAACCUGCCUCAACUGGCCAACAUGUUUCUGCAGUAUUUGAGCCAAAGCCUGCACUAAACAGAGGGAGUGCUGGGGGAAAGCCCUGGCUCCUUGUCUAACCUCUUGUCUCUGUGUUUCUUGAUAGAGUAAUCUGAAGGUCUGCAGAGCAUGUUGGUGUCUGGUACUACAGCUGCUGUGACUGAUUUUACUCAAAUUUUCUUCUGUCUGAAUGCCUUUGAGUUACAGCAUAAAUUGAGACUAGAGAAAAUGGAGAACUGGCUUGGAGGAUCUUGGCAAAUUUCUCUAGGGACAGAGCUCAGGUGGACAGGGUUUGUUUAGAUUGGGUUCUACGUGGUGUCACAUACCCAGGAUUUCCCACAUUUGAAUUGUAGGAGAGCAGACUGGAUGGAUGAAUUGAUUUUAAACAAUUGUGAGUGGAAACUGAAGAUGGCACAGUUCUGCAUCUGCACUGGCCCUUCUUUCAUACCACAAACAGUUUUUUAAGUACUGUGCCAGCUUUUUGCUAGUCUAUUCUGGGGCCAGGGGUCUCUGAUAAAUCCAGUGGUUUCUGUCCUUGGGAAGCUUUGGUUCUAGUGGAAGCAAAAGACAUAACAGAGUGUACAUCUAAUAAAAUCAUUUAGAAGAAGGAAGUCUUCUGGAAUCUCUUUCACUUUAUAUAAAUUAAUGUUCUUCAUCUAAUUUACUUAAUGUUAACAUUUAGAUACACAUGUAUCACUGUUAUGCCUUUGACUGAAAUUGUACUUGGACAGUGCUUAAUGAGAGACUGGAUGUUUGGUCUAACCUAGACUGAUGAUGACAACUUACAUAAGUGUUGUGCUUUGUUCUAUAUUUCAGGGCAAAUAUCACUUUAAGCUUUUUUCAUUCUUUCGUUGAUUUUAUUAAAUAAAAGUUAGCACUUGUGAUUUUCAAA
Molecule: messenger RNA, 2647 nt
Organism: Suricata suricatta (meerkat)
Lineage: Eukaryota; Metazoa; Chordata; Mammalia; Carnivora; Herpestidae
Gene: KTI12
Product: KTI12 chromatin associated homolog
Exons: 1
Coding region: 739-1794 (351 amino acids)
Source: RefSeq, a predicted model, not a curated record